This is a messenger RNA of Cyprinus carpio (common carp), 5885 nucleotides long. It is a transcript of the gene celf4, whose product is annotated as CUGBP, Elav-like family member 4. Lineage: Eukaryota; Metazoa; Chordata; Actinopteri; Cypriniformes; Cyprinidae. Gene Ontology annotation, biological process: mRNA splice site recognition; regulation of alternative mRNA splicing, via spliceosome. Gene Ontology annotation, molecular function: mRNA binding. The record is from RefSeq and is a predicted model, not a curated record. Gene Ontology annotation, cellular component: ribonucleoprotein complex; nucleus; cytoplasm.
CGUGUGACAUAAAGGGAGCUGCUUUUUCUUCUCUUCCUCCCCACUGCACUGAGCGCGUUUGAGACAGCCCUGUCGGUUUAAACCGGGAGGACACCCAUACCGAUUCUCAAUGCAAAAAAUAAAAGGGUAGCUAGAAGCAGGGGCGAGGGGAACGGAGGUAAAGCGAACGCUCUCGGUCGGUCUCUCUCUCUCGUUUUUAUUACAUGAAUUAAUUGAGUUGUAAGGGACACGUACAAGGAAACACGCCUCCGCCUGGACGACCAAACGCGUUUGAUAUUUGACUUGUGUUCAAUGGUACGUGUUUGCAUCUGUACAUUUUCGGAAAACCAGAGUAGGACGUCUCAUCCCGUCGUUUGAAACACUUCUGAAGGCGUAGCAGCUGAAAGUCCUCGCGGUGAACAUGGCAACUUUAACGAACGGACAGGUGGACGCCGCGGUGCACGGAGGAGCGGCCAGUACGAACGGGCUCGUGAACGGAAUAAGCCACACGCACAGUCCCGCGAGCUGCGCCACCAUUCCCAUGAAGGACCACGAUGCCAUCAAACUGUUCAUCGGACAGAUACCUCGCAACCUGGACGAGAAGGACCUCCGGCCGCUCUUCGAGGAAUUUGGCAAGAUCUACGAGCUCACCGUGCUGAAGGACCGCUUCACUGGCAUGCACAAAGGCUGUGCCUUCCUCACAUACUGUGCAAGAGAAUCAGCGCUAAAAGCUCAGAACGCGCUUCACGAGCAGAAGACGCUACCUGGGAUGAACAGGCCAAUCCAGGUGAAGCCAGCUGACAGUGAGAGCAGGGGAGACAGAAAACUCUUCGUUGGCAUGCUGAAUAAGCAGCAAUGUGAGGACGACGUGCGGCGCCUUUUUGAGUCCUUCGGGAGCAUUGAGGAGUGCACCAUCCUCAGAGGUCCUGACGGAAACAGCAAAGGUUGUGCGUUUGUGAAGUAUUCCACUCAUGCAGAAGCUCAGGCCGCUAUUAGUGCUUUACACGGCAGCCAAACCAUGCCUGGUGCUUCUUCCAGCCUGGUGGUGAAGUUUGCAGACACAGAUAAGGAACGGACCAUUCGACGUAUGCAGCAGAUGGCCGGUCAGAUGGGCAUCUUCAAUCCGAUGGCCCUGCAGUUUGGAGCGUACGGUGCCUAUGCACAGGUUCAGCAGCAGGCAGCGCUGAUGGCAUCAGUGGGUCAGGGAGGAUAUCUCAGCCCUAUGGCAGCUUUUGCUGCCGCACAGAUGCAACACAUGGCCACCAUCAAUGGCCUCCCAGGGGCUCCCAUGACCCCAACAUCAGGUGGAAGCACACCCCCUGGCAUCACGGCUCCCACGGUGACCAGCAUUCAAUCUCCAAUUAGUGUCAACGGUUUCACAGGGCUGCCUCCUCCUCAGGCCAAUGGCCAGGCCCCAGCGGAGGCAAUGUUUACCAAUGGAAUCCAUCCUUACCCAGUUUUGCAGGAAGUGGUGUUUAGGGAAGACUCGGAGAAGGGCGGCCUGGGCGUGGCACAGAGAAGUUGUUUUGGGGUUCAGGGAAGCUGCUUCCUGUCGUCUCUAUCAGAAGCUCAGAGUCCCACUGCAGCAGACCCCCUACAGCAGGCCUACGCCGGAGUCCAACAAUAUGCAGCCUUCCCCGCUGCAUAUGGACAGAUCAGCCAGGCCUUUCCCCAGCCGCCUCCCAUCAUCCCUCAGCAACAGAGAGAAGGGCCAGAGGGCUACCUGUUUAUUUAUCACCUCCCUCAGGAGUUUGGGGACGGCGAGCUGAUGCAGAUGUUCCUGCCUUUCGGUAAUGUCAUCUCCUCCAAAGUGUUUGUGGAUCGGGCGACAAACCAAAGUAAAUGCUUUGGCUUUGUGAGCUUUGAUAACCCGGGCAGUGCUCAGGCCGCCAUCCAGUCCAUGAACGGCUUUCAGAUCGGCAUGAAGAGACUGAAAGUGCAGCUGAAGAGGCCAAAGGACGCCAACCGCCCAUAUUAGCCCCGUCCCUCCCCCCAGCCACCCCUGACCCUGGGGGCGAAGGCCGCCGCUGCGCACAGGGAACGAUAGGUUUUGUAGAGCUGGAACACAUGUUGAUAACAUGCCAAAUGUAUUUGAAAAAACAACAGAUCAAGAUCAUCGGGGCUGGGGAUACAGUAGAGCUGAAGCAGGACAUGAGGAGGACGUAGCCGCGUGAUAUACCACCACCCCCACCACCAGGCUCAAUGGACCUUUUUGGACUUCAGUGUUUAACUCAGGGGAGCCGCGGUGUUACUGGACCAUACCGUACUCCCUUCUCCGAACCCCCGAGCCCUUAUUUUACAGGACCACAGGACACACUACUGAAGACCAACACAAAAAAUAUAUAUAUUUAAAAAAAGAAAAAGAAAAACAAUGUAAGCCCUCGAAAGGCUCCGAAUCUAUGAAUAAGUAGUAUGGAAAAAACACUUUUUAAAACUAAGAUAGACUUUUAGAUGGGAAUCAUGUAAUAUUGAACAUGUCUUUGGGAAAACUUUUUAAAGAACUGUUUUAGAAACCAACAAAACGGAUUAAAAAAAGAAGAAAAACUUGAAAGACAGAACUUUUUGGAAGGAUGAGAAUUCAGGACAAGAACUUGCUUCGAAUCGGGAUGGCCAACUUUUUUCAUGGAGUGCCUGUCCGUUUCCAGGGGCAACGGCUGCCACAAACCGCAGCCUCCGUCCGCUGGGAGACUUACCUGUCAUUCCUUAGUUGUGUAGGGACCAAAUGACCAAACCUUUUUAUCACAAAUGAAACAGAAAAAAAAAAGAAGAAAAAAAAAAGACUCGUACCUGUAACAUAAUUGGACCACUGCAUCUCUUGCUGUGCCAAUCGGUUUAAGAGUUGUAUUUAAAAAAAAAAGAAGAAGAUGAUACAGUAUAUGUAUAAAAAGACCAUAUAUGACUAUAUGCAUAAAUGCAUACAUAUAGAUUGCUGAUAUGCUUUUGAAUACUGGCAGAACUAUUUCCAAUGGCCCGCUGAGGCCGCUCACUUCGCUAGUUUACAAUUACUGCUCAAAAUGAAGAAUAUUUAUUUUUAUUUCUCUUCUAGUUUUCUCUGUGGUGAGAGAAAGGGUGCAUGGGAAGGGUUGUUCCAUAAUGCAGCCUUACCUUUUCUAAAUAUGUCCUGACCUUGUAGUUAAGAGACCAUCUUAAAGAGGUUUGAGAUAAACAAUCCUGUUUAUAUAUACCGUACAUACAAUAUGUAUAUGUAUAGCAGACAUUCAAGCAAUAUGUAUUCAUAUUUAUGCACCUGUACAGCAUAUAUAUGGAUACAUACGAUAUUAAUCCCAAAACCCAUAUAUGUAUUUAUAUGCAUAUAUUUUAUAUGUGUGUAUAUAUAGAAACCGGCUAUUCAAUAUGUAGAGCUGUAAUUUUUUUUUUAUUUUGUAGAUUUAAGCUGGAGUUUGAAACCACUGCUCUGCUUUGGACUUUUAACACUGGGAAGAAUCUCAAAUCGGCAGCUGCAAUCUGCAGGCAUUCCUCUCGAUCCGAUUUAACGUUCCUUAUCCGCCAACACACACACAAGGGUAGGAAAACGAAUUACGUUUGUGUAUAUAUGUGUAUAUGCUACUUACAAAUGCAAAAAGGCCUCCUCUCGUAAGAGAGUUUAAAGCGAAUCAGGAUCAUUAGGAAAUAGUACAGAAUGCGGACAUAUCUGCCUCCCGCCUCUGCAAACAUUCGCAAACAAACGACGUUUUCAUUCGAACCGAGCGCUGGCUUUAAAAAGGAACGCCUGGCGGUUUUUCUAACCUCGAGCGCCUUGUUCGCGCAUGCGCCGUCGAAUCGUCAGCAGUGCGUCCGUGCACCUGGCAGCACUGUGCUACGACACCGCUAGCAGCCAUUCAUUAUUAUUAUGAUGUCAAAACAACAGAAACACUCUUCUUCUUUACAAAAUAAUAACAAAAAAAUACUGAAACACAAAGACACCUACAGUAGUCAACAUUUGAGGUGGAUCAAAAAGGUUCAUCAAAGUUGUUCUAAGACAAGAACGCGUUUUAGGACAACUUUGAUGAACGAUUUUGCUCCACUACAAAAUCUUGACUACUGUACUAUAGCUACAGCUAACAGCAAAGCCUUCAAAUAUCUGUUGACAAACAUGACAAACCUGUGCAGCUUGACACCGCCAUUUACCGAUUUACACCCACUCGACCUUUUGCUUACGGUUACAAUGAAGUGGGCAUUAUGUACGUUUUGCACAAGUAUCGUCAAAAUCCGCAUCACAUUGCGUGUUUACAUGUGCUGCUUCAGCAUUCAGACGGACCCGAGGGGAGUUUUCCCGCGCGCGGGUGUUGAGAAUGGAACGCGAGUUUUUGAAUUUCUUGUUAUCGCAAAUUAAGGACUUUAACGAUUUUUAAUUAUGCUUUGCAACUGACCUAUUAUACAAGAUGGCACUAUUGUAAAUAUAUGAUAACUCCAGAGCUGGUUAAUUGUCUUUACCGAGGAGUAAAGCGUCUGUACAGUGGGGGGGAAAGCGGUAGUUAGUUCACCUCAUUUCGAAGGGGAAUUCAGUUCUGAAUCGACGCGUCUUCAGAAGGGUUCCGAGAAUGUUGUAUUUUGCCUUCUAAAUCUUUCCGACACAUGAUCAUUCAGGUAUUCCAGGAUCUUUUGCAAGGAUAUGCAUUCCGUCUGUUGGAUUUCAGUGUCACCUGUCUUUCUUUCCCUUUCGGUCUUUUGCAACGUCGUCUCUCGCGCUCAUCAUCUUCCUCCGUGUUUCAGCUGCAACUGUUUACAUAGCAAUCUGGAAAUGUAGAGUUGACAAAACCGACAAGACAGAACAGAAAUUUUAUUAUAAAUAUAUACAAGUAUAUACAUGAACUACUGACUAUACUGUAAAUGUUUUUUUUUCUCUCUCUCUCUCUCUUUUGCUCUGUUCCUCUGUAUAUAGGUUUGCAUAUUUUAUAGUCUUUUACUUCUAUCUAGGAGUAGGCCUACUGGUUGACUAAGAAAAUUUAAAGACAAAAAAUGAAACACUGAAUUAAAGCAGGUAAACUCUAGUCCUUAGAGAUGCAGUAUGGUUGUAAGGUAUUUAAUUAUGGAACAUAAGAAGAGCCAAUUAGAUUUGAUCUGAACAUUCACUUUCAGAACUGCUGCCAACAUGCUUAUUUAUUUGCCUAUUUAUGUGUUCAUUAGUUCAUUUUUUUUCAAAUGUCAUUUGUUAAAUUAUUUUUAUUCCAUUUUAAAAUACUAAUAUAUGUACUUCUAUCAUUUCAGCGGUUGUAAUGUUUACGUUUGUAACCACACACCAAAUAUCAUUUUGUCAUUUAAAUUAUGCUUUUUUAAAAAUAUAUUUUUACAUGUUUUUGUAUUGUGAGACACAAUGGAACAAUGCAACUGGCAGAAUCAGGGUAAUCCUUUAUGGAGAAUGUAGAACUCUUGAAGGACUGGUGUCAAAAGUUUUUGCUGCACCUCUUAGAACUGUCUGGUGUUUUCUUCUGUUCUGCGAUUCCAUGCAUAUGUCAGAACUCCGAUUUGCUUCACUGCUUUUUCAAACACACUGGGGGAAAAAAAAGAAAAAACUGCACUAAUCCAUCAGACUCUCAGCAACUCUGGUUUUAUAGCCAUUCUUCAUUAGCACUAACUGUCUUCAACUCAUCAGAAAAGUCAUAACUUGCAGAAACAAUGCAGUAAAAUUGCGUAAAAUAAAAAAGAAAAAAAAGAGAAAAAUACAAAAAAAAAAAAAAAAAAAAUUCAGACAUUUUGAGCACAGUUGAGCGUGCUGGGUGUAUAUGUGGAUUUUUGCCAAGCCUAUGACAAAGAGAUUGAGCUGUAUUAGCAGUCGGAGUGCUGCCGCAGCUUCUGCCCUGUUCUCAACUCCACGUUUCUCUGGUCCCUAGACUCUCUUUUGUAAUUUUACUGAAUGACGCGUUUCCGCUUAAGCCCAGUAAUAAAGCACAGUGUAGAAUAAAGCA